This is a messenger RNA of Branchiostoma floridae (Florida lancelet), 2606 nucleotides long. RefSeq names its product kelch-like protein 24. Lineage: Eukaryota; Metazoa; Chordata; Leptocardii; Amphioxiformes; Branchiostomatidae. The transcript has 2 exons. The record is from RefSeq and is a predicted model, not a curated record. Gene Ontology annotation, molecular function: protein binding. The coding region runs from base 167 to 1852 and encodes 561 amino acids.
UUCGACUGUCCCAGAUAGAUUUGACCUUUGAACUCAUCAAAGUUUCCCGCUCUUCCGUUCAGGACUCGACGCAUUCCACAGACCACAGUCCAGGAGGCAUACACUUACCGCUUACGACGGUUUGAAUGCUCCUUUGCUGACCAAAGUAGUGCAGGGUUCAGGUAUAAUGGCAGAGGUACAGAGAUCACAGGCAGCAUUCGAAUUCUGCCACAAUCCGCAUGCAGGCUCCCUCUUGCAGGGUUUACAGGAAUUGCGGUCUGACAGCCUGCUGACAGAUGUUGUCCUUUGUGUUUCCGGAAAAGAGAUUCCAUGCCAUCGAAAUGUUCUGGCUGCCUGUAGUGAGUACUUUCGUGCAAUGUUCUGUAACAGACAUCGUGAGAGCAGAGAGCACAAAGUGACCAUACAUGAAGUCAGCCCUGGUGCCUUGCAGCUUCUUGUUGACUACGCCUACACAUCAAAAGUCACCAUCACAGAAGACAAUGCUGUGAAACUGCUAGAAGGAGCCAACUUCUUCCGGAUCCUGCCUGUGCAUGAUGCUUGUGAGACCUUCAUAUCCAACAAUCUGAGUGCCAAAGACUGUCUGCAGAUGAUGCAAACAGGCAACAUGCUGUCUUGCCCAGACCUGGAGAAGAAAGCUAGGCUGUGUGUCUUAAAGGAGUUUGGAACAGUCAGGGAAACCCCCGAGUUCCAUUCUUUGACUAAGGACCAGCUCAGUACAAUCAUCUCAUCUGAUGACCUUAAUGCUUCUGAAGAAGUCGUGUAUGCAGCAGUGAUGACAUGGAUCAACCACGACACCAGGAAGAGGAAGAGGUACAUGAAGGAGCUUAUGGAACUGGUCAGGUUCCCAUUCAUGGACAAGCAGUAUUUCUCUGAGAAUGUGGAGACCAACGAGGCCGUACGCAAGUCUUGUCAUGAUGUCAUGGCAGAAGCUCGCAGAUGCCAGCACUUUCCGGGAGAGGUCCAGUCACCUCGCACCCUUCCUCGCCAUGCCAGCGGUCUGAGGGAAGCAGUAGUGAUCUUUGGAGGACGAGAUAGAACUGAACCUGGGGAGGACAUGAGAAUGACCUACUCUGCAGAGCCAACAAGCUCAAGUUGGAAAGAUAUAACUCACCCCGAAAGUCUGUGUGGUGUGCGCAAUGUGGCUGUUCUGGGCACAAGUGACAUUAUCAUGUGUAUGGGCAGGGAUGUGUGGCUGUACCAGCUAGAACUGGACUCCUGGUCCAAGCUUGCUCCAAUGAAAUUAUUGCGGUACACUUACAUGUACAGUUUGGUAGUGUUGUAUGGUAAAGUGUAUGCAAUUGGUGGCUUGCACAUCUUCUGUAAAGCACAAAAAUCUGUUGAGGUCUAUAACCGAAGACAGAACAUGUGGACUGAAGGCGUUCCUCUCCCACAGUCAAAGUACAGUCAUGCAUGUUCAGUGUUAGAUGGCAGCAUAUAUGUCAUGGGUGGGGUUGAUGAUAAUUUUGAACCAACACCUACCAUGUACCGCUUCAGCCCAGGUGAUUCCCAGUGGCAAUCAAUGAGGGACAUGCCUGAUGCAGGUAGAAAUUCAUCAGCCUCUGCAGUUCUCAAUGGCAGUAUCUAUACUAGCGUAGGUUCACAGAUUUUUUGUUUCACGCCUGGCAAAAACGGUGGUCUCUGGAGUAAGGUAGCAUCUGGUGCUCCGCUAGGCUAUAGAAUGACUGUAUUCAAAGGGAAGAUUCACACCUACGGAGGCUAUGAGAACACUGCAGCUCGCUCAGCUGUCAUGUGUUUAGAUCCAGAAACCCAGUCACUCAGCCAUGUGGGAACCAUGGCCAAGGGUCUGUUUAACACAAUUUCUUGUGUCACCGUACUCGUGUAUGAUCAAUGAUGAACUGCCAUGCAUUAGACUAUUUUGCAUUAAACACACAUUUUGCUUGUUGCCAUAAUGCUUUCAUGUUACAUGUCGCAUUCCGUUAUCAUAGUUGCUUUCUAACAAGGAUUUUGUAUCAAGAUUUAAACGUCAAACUUAGAUGCCAUUGUUGUGUAUUACUUUGGACCACUACAUGAAAGGUACUCACAGCAACUCACCAAAACUUUUUCACGGCAUAGGACUCCUUAGGAGUUGGGAACAGAAGGGAACUUUGCAGAGCAUAAGUUUACACAAGGGAUGCCAAAGACAUUACCUACAUUGUGUAUGCAAUAACACUGUCCAUGUAUGUGUAGUCCAGACAUUUAAAGAACAAAAAUGUGUACAUGUAUACCAUACUUCCAACUUCUGAUUACAAUUAAAAGUGUCAAUGGCUUGGAGUUAUGUAUAGAAUGCUUUGGAUCAAGUACGCAUGCUUACAAUAGCAUUGUAGACAGGUACAUACAUGCACAGGUGGGUUCAUUUUUUAUUCCCCCCCACAUGUGCCUAUUAUAAAACCCAAAGCUGUUGAAUAUGUUCUGACAUUUGACAAUUCUUUAUUAAUGUAACACUUCCAGAUGACUGAUUUUUCUUUUCAUCUCUUUGGCACAGAGGAACCCAUUGGUGUGUUGUCAGUUCCGACUUGUAACGGUUACAAAUAUUAGAUCAUAUUAUAUACAAGAGACUCCUAAACGUGUCCUUUUCAACAAGAAGGAAAUUGGGACAUUAUUGAAGU